Mollisia scopiformis is the source of this 1318-nucleotide messenger RNA. RefSeq names its product GroES-like protein. The transcript has 2 exons. Lineage: Eukaryota; Fungi; Ascomycota; Leotiomycetes; Helotiales; Mollisiaceae. The record is from RefSeq and is a predicted model, not a curated record. Bases 46 to 1206 code for a protein of 386 amino acids. Gene Ontology annotation, molecular function: oxidoreductase activity, acting on NAD(P)H.
UACAAUCCUUCUCAAACGACAUUACAAACGUGAUCGUAUAUAACUAUGCAGUUCUUACUUCACUGGCUCUCCUGGACUGGAUAUCAACUCAACACCGGGUCCGGGAACGAGUACCAGAGUGAACAAGUGAUUGGAUUCCCGCCAUCUCAGGCGGCGAAGCCGAGGAACUAUGCAGCUUUGAUACCGUCCGAGAAAGCCCAGCUGGAAGUAGCUGGAAUUCCUUAUCCAGAAUGUGGUGAUGAUGAGUUAAUCAUAAAGAACCAUGUCGUUGGUGUCAAUCCCAUAGAUUGGAAGGUCCAAUCUGGUGGCUUCGGUCUCGAGUAUCCAGUGGUUAUGGGUGAAGACGUCGCUGGCGAGAUCCUAGAGGUCGGCACAAAUGCCAAGCAUAAUUUCCAUGUUGGACAACGUGUCAUGGCGCACACAGUGGGUUUCGACAAAGGAUCAAGCUAUGGUGGAUUCCAAUUGUAUCCUGUUUUAAGGGCUGCGAUAACCUCUCCUAUUCCAGACGAUCUGUCUUUCACAGAAGCUGCAGUACUGCCUUUAUCUAUUUCCACUGCCGCGGCUGGACUCUUUAUGAAUGCUACAUUGGGACUCAAUUCUCCCAAGACCGAUACGAUCUUCUCCUUGCCAUCAACACACGUUGCGGAUAACCCAGUACUCCUGCUUUGGGGCGGAUCCUCAUCCGUUGGCAGUUCUGUCAUUCAAUUGGCAUCAGCAGCUGGUUACACUGUCAUCACAACAUCUUCUUCGUCAAAUUUCAAGUACUGCAAGGAACUGGGUGCUGCUCAUGUUCUCGAUUAUCAUGAUCCAGAAGUGGUCCCGAAACUGAUCAACUUAUUGAAAGGAAAUAAGGUAGUCGGUGCGUACGACGCCAUUGGAUCUGUUACGACAGUGUUACAGUGUGCGUCUGUACUAGAAGCCCUUGGUGGUGGGAAAAUCUCAAGUGUUGGAGCUGCUCCCAGCAAUUUACCUCCCAAAGUGACACUGGCUCGCAUAAGUGGAGGAGCGUUAGAACCACGGGAGCCGACAGUGGCGAUGGAAGUCUGGGGUACUUAUGUUCCAUGGGCGUUGAAAUCCGGGAGAUUACUGCCAAGACCCAAAGCACUCAUCGUUGGCAAGGGAUUAGAGAAUGUUCAGAAAGGACUUGAUCGACAAAAAGAAGGUGUCAGUGCUAAGAAAGUCGUGAUCGCAGGUCUCGCAAAAUGAUUUCAGUGUCUGUAUUUAGAGAAUUUGGAGCUCACUAAAUCUUUCUAAAAAAAAAUCAGGUUGUCAAAGAGAGUCACAACAUAUCAUAUAGCAUUCACAAAUAGAGAAUCAC